AUGUUUGUUUUGCAACUAGCCUUAAUUUAUCUUUACUAAUAUCACAGUAUAAUCUAAAUUUUACUUGAAUUCUAAGGUAAUUAAUUAUUAGCUUAACUUAAAACGAUAAACUAAGAAUUAAAUUUUGAUUAAUAAAUUGUGUUUACUGAAUUAAUUUUACUAUACCUAUCACUUUAACUAAUGUCAAAAACCACAAGUAAGUUCGAUUCUAAUACUUAAUUUGGUCAUAUUUUUAGGUUUCUUUUGUAUAAGUUUUGCUCCCUAACAUUCAAAUUUUCACCUUUUUCUGUAAACUUAGAGCACAUUGUAAAAGCCGUCAUUACCUAACAUUCUUGUUUUCAACUAUAAAAAGCCAAUUAAUUAUUACUAUUAUUAUUAAUUUUGCAUUAUCGCUCUAUUAUUCUUUAAUUUUAUACAGUGAUUUCCAUCUAUUAUUGUUUAUUUUAUUAAUUUAUUUAUUUUACCACUGCAUAAAUCAUAAUAAUAUUAAUUUUGUUCUAAUGA
Messenger RNA from Tetrahymena thermophila SB210, 504 nucleotides. Its product is annotated as transmembrane protein, putative. Lineage: Eukaryota; Ciliophora; Oligohymenophorea; Hymenostomatida; Tetrahymenidae. The record is from RefSeq and is a predicted model, not a curated record. The transcript has a single exon.